AUGGAGCCCAAGGCGACUGAGAUCGAAGGCAUUGAAGCCCGCGUCUCCCAAAAGGAGCAGGUCGCUGUCCCGAAAGACGAUGGGCCCGUGAUGCGGGCGGCGGUAGACGACUUCACCGUCUGGCAGAGUGUGCGUCGGUUCAAGAAAGUGGGAUGCAUAGCGAUGGCGGCUGCUUUCUGUGCAUCACUUGACGGCUAUCAAAUCAAUCUGAACGGCGGUAUCGUGGCAAACAAGGGGUUCAUCCGGCAGAUGGCAAACCCGGGCACCACCAUUAUCGACAGCAAGUACGUUUCGGCUUGGGGUGGCAUCCAGUCUGCUGGUCAAUUCUUUGGCCAAGUCCUUCUUCAAUAUGCGACCGAAAGGCUUGGUCGGAAACCAGCCCUUUGGAUCAUCUGGAUAAUUCUCGUUGCGAGCAUCUUUACAGAGUCUUUCGCAAGCCACUGGGACCAUUGGCUAAUCGCCAAGCUUCUAUCGGGAAUGGGAGUUGGCAUGCUUCAAUCCACAAUGCCUCUCUACUUGUCCGAGAUUGCCCCGACUCAGCUCAAAGGCUUCUUUAUCAACGCGUAUAGCUUGUGGUUCGUCCUGGGGCAGCUUUUCGCGUCUGUGGCGUUGAACAGACUCAACGCUAGCGACCCGUAUGAUUAUAAAGUUCCAAUUUAUACUCAGUGGGCAAUGAUUGGCGGUAUAGGCGUCGUAUUCGCAUUCUUGCCCGAGUCGCCCUGGUGGCUUGUAAGCAAAGGCAAGCUAGAGAAAGCUGCCGAAAUUUUGCAUUCCUGCAACGGUCAAGUUGAAGGCUAUGAUGUCCAGGAGAAGAUUGAAAUCAUGACGGCUACUAUUGAUCUGGAACGCCAGCAAGCCGAGAUCAAUAAGGAGCAGGGGACAUUUGCUGUUUUUCAAGGCCGCAAUCUUUUGAGAUUCAUUAUCGCCGGUUGGCCAAAGAUUGCACAGCAGUUUGUCGGUUUAUCCGUCUUCAAUACCUAUGCGACUUAUUUCUUUCAAUACGCCGGCAACAAGAACCCAUUUUUGGUUACGAUAGUCUUGUCCUGCGUGCAGCUAAUCUCCAUGAUACUGACCACUGUCACCACCGACCGGGUAGGUCGACGACCUCUCACAGUCUAUCCGUACGCGGUGACCGUGGUGUCUGUAUUGUGCCUGGGCAUCAUGGGGUGUGUGGACUACACAAAACAAGCCACAAGCGCACUCUUGGUAUUCUUUGCGUGUCUGGCCACCUUUUCGACUACUGGCGCUUCUGCCAUCGGCUAUGCCUAUGCGGCUGAAAUCCCCCAACAGCGGCUUCGCGCGCAGACGGCAGCUUGGUCCCUAGCCUUGUCAAAUCUGGUUGCCAUCAUGUUCAGUUUCUGUACACCACUCAUGAUCAAUGGUAGCGCUCAAUGGGGCGUCAAGACUGGCUUCUUUUUCGCAGCUUCUGGUGCUAUUGCAACAGUCAUUGCGUGGUUCAUCCUUCCCGAAGUCACGCGUCGCACGCCGGCUGAGAUUGACGAGCUGUUCGAGAAGAAAGUCAACCUUCGCAAGUUUGACAAGUACCUGACAGAUGUCCAAGUUCAUGCGAAUGAGCUUCACCACAGUAAAGGAGUAGCUUGA
Molecule: messenger RNA, 1602 nt
Organism: Pestalotiopsis fici W106-1
Lineage: Eukaryota; Fungi; Ascomycota; Sordariomycetes; Amphisphaeriales; Sporocadaceae
Exons: 11
Coding region: 1-1602 (533 amino acids)
Biological process (GO): transmembrane transport; carbohydrate transport
Cellular component (GO): membrane
Molecular function (GO): carbohydrate:proton symporter activity
Source: RefSeq, a predicted model, not a curated record